Paracoccidioides brasiliensis Pb18 is the source of this 714-nucleotide messenger RNA. Its product is annotated as RNase P/RNase MRP complex subunit. Gene Ontology annotation, molecular function: ribonuclease P RNA binding. Gene Ontology annotation, biological process: rRNA processing; tRNA 5'-leader removal. Bases 1 to 714 code for a protein of 237 amino acids. The transcript is spliced from 2 exons. Gene Ontology annotation, cellular component: ribonuclease MRP complex; ribonuclease P complex. The record is from RefSeq and is a predicted model, not a curated record.
AUGGCAGAUUUCGCCUCCAAUACACGAGUCCACAUCGCGGAACAGCUAAUUUCGCGUGCGCACUCUCCCGACACAGCAUGCGAUCUCUUUACGGAGAGGGUAAAGCAGAAACCUCUCUUCCUCCGUCCAACAUCGCCAACACCCGCAGACAACCGCUCUCGUCGUCGACUCCACCGUUUGCGGAAGAAGGAAUAUUUCCUGCGGAAACAAAAGCCCAAGCCAUUAUCUGCUCGAGAAAAGCGGAUUACUGGCAUCUAUGAUCUACCGAAGGAGGAGAUCAAAUAUGACGUAUUUAAGGGUCUCCAUAAAAUGUGGAUUGAAUAUAUGCAGGAUGUGCUGGACUUGAAACGGGACAAAUCCCAAGUCUUUAUUAAUCCCCUAGUGCACGGGAGCCAGCUGUCCAGCGCGGAUUUCCAUGGGGCUGAACUUGAGGUCGUACGGAGUCGCUGCGUCAGUCGUGUUGGUGUGAAGGGAAUAGUUGUCAGGGACUCGAAGUUUACCUUCGUUGUAGUUACGGAGAAAGAUGAAGCCAAGACAAUUCCUAAGGAGCAUACGAUCUUCCGGUUCCAAAUUCCUCUGCCUGCCUGUGAUGGCGAGGAUGUGAAAGGAGAACACAAAAAUCUCACCUUCGAACUUCACGGCAGUCAGUUCGAGAAUCGACCCGUUGAUAGAGCCAACAAAAAAUUCAAGUGGAAGAAUCUGGAUUAUCUUUGA